Aspergillus melleus is the source of this 2772-nucleotide messenger RNA. RefSeq names its product chitin synthase class III (gene chsG). NCBI's taxonomy places the organism in Eukaryota, Fungi, Ascomycota, Eurotiomycetes, Eurotiales, Aspergillaceae. The coding region runs from base 1 to 2772 and encodes 923 amino acids. Gene Ontology annotation, cellular component: cell septum; cell periphery. Gene Ontology annotation, molecular function: chitin synthase activity. The record is from RefSeq and is a predicted model, not a curated record. The transcript has 5 exons.
AUGGCCUACCAAGGCACUGGCGCUCAGUCGCCGAGUUACGAGGGAGGAAACACUGGUCAUCAACUUCAGGAUGUUCCUCAUGGUGCUUCUCCGUACGGUGAAAACCAUGAAGAAGAAGCCUCGAGAGGUUUGCUGUCCAACCAGCAGGGUCCCUUCUCCGGUCCCUUCGACGACCCUCACCAGCGUGGAUUGUCCCCUGGACCGCGACCCACCUCUGGCUACAGCUUGACCGAAACUUAUGCCCCCGACGCCGGUUUCCAGGAUCCCUACAGUGGAAACGGCUCGGUUUACUCGGGCCAUUCGGCGGAAAACCCUGCAACUGCUUUCGGUGUUCCCGGCCGUGUCGCUUCUCCUUAUGCCCGGAGUGAAACUUCGUCUACGGAGGCAUGGAGACAGCGCCAGGCUCCCGGAGGCAACGGCGGCACUGGUGGUGGCGGCGGUGGUUUGCGCCGUUAUGCCACCAGAAAGGUUAAGCUGGUCCAGGGUUCCGUGCUGAGUGUCGAUUACCCCGUGCCCAGCGCCAUCCAAAACGCCAUCCAGGCUAAGUAUCGGAACGAUCUCGAGGGUGGAAGCGAGGAAUUUACACACAUGCGAUACACUGCCGCGACGUGUGAUCCCAACGAUUUCACUCUGCACAAUGGUUACAACCUUCGACCUGCGAUGUAUAACCGUCACACCGAGCUCCUCAUCGCCAUUACAUACUAUAACGAAGACAAGACGCUUACAGCGCGUACAUUGCACGGUGUCAUGCAGAACAUCCGUGACAUCGUCAACUUGAAGAAGUCCGAGUUCUGGAACAAGGGUGGCCCCGCUUGGCAGAAGAUUGUCGUGGCCUUGGUGUUCGACGGUAUCGAUCCUUGCGACAAGGAUACCCUGGAUGUCUUGGCUACCAUCGGUAUCUACCAGGAUGGUGUCAUGAAGCGUGAUGUUGAUGGCAAGGAAACCGUGGCCCACAUUUUCGAAUACACGACGCAAUUGUCCGUUACUCCCAACCAACAGCUCAUCAGGCCCACUGAUGACGGCCCUACUACCCUCCCUCCCGUGCAGAUGAUGUUCUGUUUGAAGCAGAAGAACACCAAGAAGAUCAACUCUCACAGAUGGCUCUUCAACGGUUUCGGCCGUAUCCUCAACCCUGAAGUGUGUAUUCUUCUCGAUGCCGGUACCAAGCCCGGCCCCAAGUCGCUGCUCGCCCUGUGGGAGGGCUUCUACAACGACAAGGAUCUCGGAGGUGCCUGCGGUGAAAUUCACGCCAUGUUGGGUAAGGGUUGGAAGAACCUGAUUAAUCCCUUGGUCGCGGCACAGAACUUCGAGUACAAGAUCAGUAAUAUCCUCGACAAGCCCCUGGAAAGUUCGUUCGGAUACGUCAGUGUGUUGCCCGGUGCUUUCUCCGCCUACCGAUUCCGCGCUAUCAUGGGUCGUCCUCUCGAACAAUAUUUCCACGGUGACCACACUCUUUCCAAACAGCUCGGAAAGAAGGGUAUUGAGGGUAUGAACAUUUUCAAGAAGAACAUGUUCUUGGCCGAAGAUCGUAUUCUUUGUUUCGAGUUGGUCGCUAAGGCCGGCUCCAAGUGGCACUUGACCUAUGUGAAGGCCUCCAAGGGUGAAACCGAUGUGCCCGAAGGUGCCGCCGAAUUCAUCUCCCAGCGUCGUCGUUGGCUGAACGGUUCUUUUGCCGCCGGUAUUUACUCGCUCAUGCACUUCGGUCGUAUGUAUAAGAGUGGACACAACUUGGUCCGAAUGUUCUUCCUGCACAUUCAGAUGUUGUACAACGUUUUCAACACUUUCCUUACGUGGUUCUCUUUGGCGUCUUACUGGCUCACGACUUCGGUUAUCAUGGACUUGGUCGGAACCCCCAGCAAGAACAACGACUUCACCAGUUUCCCCUUCGGCAAAACCGCCACUCCCAUUGUGAACACCAUUCUGAAAUAUAUGUACCUCGCAUUCUUGCUGUUGCAGUUCAUUCUUGCGCUGGGUAACCGUCCGAAGGGUUCGAAGUACUCCUACCUUGCCUCCUUUAUUGUCUUCGGUGUCAUCCAGAUCUACGUUGUCAUUGAUGCGCUGUACUUGGUCGUCCGUGCCUUCAGCGGCGGCUCUCCGAUGGAUUUCGAUACCGACCACGGUCUCGGAGCGUUCUUGAACUCUUUCUUCGGAUCUACCGGUGCCGGUAUCAUCAUUAUCGCCCUUGCUGCCACCUUCGGUCUCUACUUCGUUGCUUCGUUCAUGUACCUGGACCCCUGGCACAUGUUCACUUCGUUCCCCGCCUACAUGGCCGUGCAGUCUUCCUUCAUCAACAUCCUCAACGUGUAUGCCUUCAGCAACUGGCACGACGUCUCGUGGGGUACCAAGGGUUCCGACAAGGCCGAUGCGCUGCCUUCCGCCAAGACCACCUCGGAGGAAGGCAAGGAAGCGGUGAUAGAAGAAAUCGACAAGCCGCAGGCCGAUAUCGAUAGUCAGUUUGAAGCUACCGUGAAGCGCGCCCUGACCCCUUAUGUGGCUCCCGUCGAGCACGAGGAGAAGUCUCUGGAUGAUUCGUACAAGAGUUUCCGUACGCGUCUGGUUACGCUUUGGAUCUUCAGCAACGGCUUGAUGGCUGUUUGCAUUACCAGUGACGGUGUUGACAAGUUUGGUUUCACGAAUACCGCUACCGACCGGACACAGCGAUUCUUCCAGGCCCUUCUAUGGUCUACCGCCAUCAUGGCGCUCUUCCGUUUCAUCGGUGCCUGUUGGUUCCUGGGUAAGACUGGUAUCAUGUGCUGCUUCGCCCGGCGGUAG